AUGGUUGCUACGCUGACCACCUCGCUGGUCCUCAUGCUCGCGCUCUCCUGUCCGUCCAAUCUGAUGGCCGGUGUCACUGCAACCUACGGAGGAGAGAAGUGAGUCCCUCUUCUGUUCCAGCCUCGACGCUUCUCAUUCUACCCCUUCCCCCUUCCGCGUCAUGCCGUCGAUCCUGAAACCCACUUUUUUGAACUCACCGCCGCGGCCGCCGCUGCGCCUCCCCUCCUCCCCAGAACGGAAGUUUAGACGGUUUUGAUGUUUGAAUAAAGCUGACCGCUACCCGCUCUUCACCGCUAGUCGUGCAUACCUUUUUCAUUUCGAUCUGGCCUUCAAAGUGCUGUGAAUUUUAAAGUGGGAUUGGAAGUGUUAACUUCGUCGAUGGCCUGUCGCUGCGAAAUCAGCCUGAUUUGGGUCUUUUUUUUCGGGAUGUGUUGUAGUCAAGACAGCGGCCGGGAUCCGUUGCCGCGUGCCGCUUUUGGCUUCUCAAUGAAUUCGUUUUAAAAUUCGUGAAAAAGGUUUCCGAGGCCAGUGCGGGGUGGGUUCGGUCGUCGAAACAGAGCGGCGACCACCGCUAACCCUUGGGCGUGGCGGUCACCCACCCACUCUCCAAACGCAAUCAUGUUAAUUUUGACCGAGUGAAACUGAUUUUGGACGCAAUGACCGACCAAUCGUCUGUACUCACCACAGUACGACUGGCGUAAUCGCUCCCGACUCUCCGUCGGCUGACGCCUUUGUUGGACUGUGGCCGUUGCAUGUUGAACGCGCCAUAUUAGGGCCUCGCGCACUCAAACUGAGUGCCGAGUAGGGUCAGAGUCGAGUGACGAUUUCGUGCAGACGGGCGUUUUGUGUUGGUUAAUUUCUGGAACUACAGUGGAUGCGCUAACUCAUGAAAUCUUAACCGAAAUUCUGAAAUAUCUUUUCGAUUUGAAAAUCUAACUUAAGUAGGGUCAUAAUAUCAAUUACCAUGCAACAUAAUCCUACGAGGAUUUGGUUACUUUAGGAUGCCAGCCUUUGAACGAACUUCUUUUCGGCCCCCUGCAAAAACCACAUUUCGAAAAAAAUGACUGCUCAAGUGGUAUUAAUUUUUUUCACCGAUUUCCGACGCCCUUACAAAUCCAAAUAUAUUUCGUAGAAAACAUGCAUAAAAUAUUCAUUCUUUUACUCAUUUGGUGCGAAAUAACGCCUUCUUUAAAUUCUAUGCUUAAGGGAAGAGUACAAUUCGGUUUUGAAAAACUUCUCAAAUUCUUGAAUACUUUUGAACCCGACCUACCGUUGCACUUGAGCUCAGGGUUUCCAAACUACAAGCUGUAUAUUUUCCGCUCACGGAAAGUUACACAUUUUCAUACGCUAUUAAGAAUAGACCAUAUGAGGUUCAUAAAAGUUAGCAGUGGAUCUGAGCCAUACUGUAAACUAUACAAGCAACCAUAGUAAAUGCAGAGAUACGAUGUUUUAUGAACGGACAUUUCACGGUCUUAAAAAAUCUCGUAAUUAGAAACUUUCUUAAAACCGAAUUAUACCAAAAUGAGUAAAAGAAUGAAUACUUUUGUGCAUGUUUUCUGUGAAGUAUGGUUGAAUUUAUAAAAACGCUGAAAAUCGGUCAGAAAAAUAAAUAGCACUCAAGUAGCCUUUUUUCACAGAGCAUAGUUUUUGCAGACGGCCGACAGAGAAGUUUGUUCAAAAGCCGGCACCCUGGAAUAACAGAAAUAUCUGGAGAUUAUGCUGCACAGUAAUUAAUAUUACAACCUUUACUUAAGUAGCCUCUUGAAGUCGAAAACGCAAUACAGAAUUCGGUUAACAUUUCAUAAGUUAGCACACCUACUGUACCUCUAAAUCCUUAAUUUAGCCAGGACAUAAAUGGUGGUGCUUAAUUAUGAUCCCCUUGUGAAGUAUGUGGGAGGUUGAAUUUGUCGAACUGGUACAUUUCCGUACAUCUUGGUGCUAAACCGCAAACUCGAUGUUCGGAGACCGUUUUUCGUUGUAGUUGCUGGAAUGAUCUUAGUUUGUCAGAAAUAACCACAUGUUGUAUUUUGAGAUGUCUGAAAUUCGGUGACGUGUAAAUUUCACGAUCUGUUUUCCACCCUUGCCUGUCAUUUUGCAGCGCGAAUUGAGUUAAUUGAAGAACCACUAACUGCUCAGUUGUUUCUUACUGUCGACUGUAAGGUUACACACCUGCGGUUUCUCUAAAUUUACUGAUCCGCAGAACCUUUCUCCCUCCACCCUGCGCUUUAGUUAGCGGUGGGAGUUGCAUGUAGAACCUUUUGCCUUGUACGAAGUUUCUGCUUGGAGCAAAAUUACAUCGGUUUGUAAAGCAGUAUAUUCCUGAAUACUGUGUGCACACUUUAAGUGCCAAGGCCGCCGAUCGGACUUUUGUGGUGCAUCUUAUUCGCGACUUUGAGACAUAGGCCGCUUUUUAAUGCUUUAAAAUAAUGCGUAUGAAGGUAUCUUCAGGAUGGCUCGCAUCACGAACUUCUGUACCAUGAGGUAAUGUGGUAUGAGGAAAGAACCUAUGAGCUUUUAAGGUAUUUCACAGUAAUAAGUACGCCCCCUCCCCAAGAUUACAGGUGGUCCUGCGGUAAAUUCCAGGGGGACUAGGGUUAGAGUUGGGGUUAGGAUACGGGGAAAGGUACUUCCCCGCCCCUGGGAUUCAGUUCAAGGCCACCCAUAAUGCGGGUAGGGGUACUUAUUCCCUCGUCCAAUCGUCUUGGAGAACUGUUUUGGCCAAAUGACAACCUUAGCAACGUAGAUGCUGCCUUAGCCACCAUUCCCCCCCCUCCCAUUAGAGUAUUAGUAGUCCUCUUCCAGCCCCACAGAAGGAUUACAACUAGUUGCCAAGGAAACGACAACAGACAGAUGAUGGAGGACUCCUGGAUUCUCAGACGUCAGGCGAAUACAGGGAGCUAAAAUAAAAAGGGAACGAGAACGCAAGACUGAAAUAUUGAGAACCAGUUCUCUCACACGUGUUCUAGUUGCCAGCGCCACUUUGCAGUUCACUUGGGCCGCACGAGACAACCUCGCAUUCACUGCAGCAUCACCCUUAACACCAACAUUCGGCACUACGCGGGGAACAUCGCAAUUCCUGACCGACUUCUCCACAACUGCGCUCAUUGCGAACGCAAUUCGGACGCGGAUCGCGGAUGCUGGCUCCCUCUGUGCCUACCGUUGCAUAUCCAACUCCACCUACUUCACCAGUCUUGUGGCUAAAAAAAACCAAAUGCGGAAGCUGCCCGGGCUCGACCCAACAAUGAACAUACGCCACCGAUGCCUAUUCCUGCGACGUCUGUGGAUUCAGCGUGGAUCGCAGUGGACAGAGCAAGCGAAAAAUCUGAAUUCGUGCACACGGCGCCUCUAACGGCCACUUCCAUCGCCUCGUCCUUUUAAGGAACCCUACUCGCACACCCGGCUCGCCUACUCGACUACCUACCCGCGGUCAUUCUUCCUUUUCAGAAGCAACAACACCCUAGUUACUUCAACGUGUCUCUAUUUCAACACGCACAUCAUUAAGAAAGAUUCGACGGACGCCGAGUCCGCCUUAACCCCGCUCACCAAAUCCUUCCACACAUUUCGUCCAAACCUACAAAAAGUGAUCCGAUAAACAAGAAUAUCUUCAAUUACAACAGAUGAACUAGCAUGUAUAUCACAGAUCCUGCGGUCUGACCGCAGAAAUUGGGUUUACCCUUAGGGUAGCCAGCAGAUGUGUGUGGUAAUUCGCAGGAAUACGAUACAGGCGAAGUUCCCGAUCAGUAAGACAGCGGUCGUGGAUGACGGCCAGUACUCACAGUGUCGCAACAUCGCCUUGGAAUGUGACCAUUUUAUCUGUCCCUGAUUUGCCUCGCGUGGUGGUGUGGCCCUUUGCAUGGUUUAUCAUUGCUUAUUUGUCAAACCACGGGGCCUGCUUAUUCGGGGACAACCAUACAACGGAGACUGUUCCACUAUCUCGACAGUUCGACCGUCGGGACCGAAGAUGUUCACCGUAUGCUCCCCAGCAGGGUGGGAGCAGGCACGAUGAAUUGCUCAUGGAUUAGUUCAUAAUGACAGUAGACUUGCGCUGUAUCUACCGCACUCCCUCCUCCUCCUCGCCCACUUGGGCUCGGUGCCAUGACCGGGGGCGGCAGAAGGCGCAGGUGGCUGGCACGGCCGGAGGCGCCCCUGGGCGUGCCACCACACGCUCUGGUCUGCCACUUACAACUGACCAAGAUUUGACACGACAAGGCAAAGCGCGGGGUGGAUCGCAUCCCAAUUGAGUUAAAGUGUCAUAAAAUCCACAUGCAUGACUUGUUCUCCUUUUGAUUCUGCCGUUGUCAACUUUUGGAAGAGCCAAUGGUGAUAUUUGCAUUGCCACAAAAAUCAAUUUCUAAAUUGGUGUAUCUACCAGAAAGCAGACAGGGAAUGCUGGGGGACCCACUGACGAGUCGGACCCCUCGCAGCUGUGUCACGAAACGGUAGAAUAUCGGCGAAACACGCGUGUAUGGGCUUUUGUCUAGCACCUGUGCUGUUAGUAUGGAAUCACCUUACAAAAACCAACGUCCGCCAAGCUACUGUAUGUGGUGGGCUUUUUAUUAGUUAGGAAACUGGAACGGGCAGAAACGGAUUCUGUCUGGUAGAUCCUGGCCAGCUGGAAACCUAUCGUUUCCUUACACCGCCUCCGUAUUGACCUGGGGGCCUCUGACUCUCAUAGCGACAGCCUGGAAAGAUGUCUUUCCGGUUAUUAGAGAACGGCCAUGUAAGUGGUUUGGUAAUACAUCACAUUGGAUACGGAAUGCCCUCGUCGCCACCCUGCGGCCUUAUGCUUUGCUGUAUUUCCCCUGGUCUAAUCUGGCCGCCCGCUCUAGUUGGCAGCUCCCCUGAACUGUGUCGGUCGCGGCAUGUCCGUAAAUCCAGCGAAGUUGUGCGAGUAACCUUAUCUGAGCAGUAGGGGGGCGCUAGCCGGGAAUUGGCACACAGACGAGGCUUUUUGUCACGUAACCUCUGAGCCCUCUCAUCACCCGAAGUCCUGACAUAGUCUAACUAUCAACACAUAGGGGUCUUAUGUAACAUUACCGCUCCCGCGAUGUAGUGAUAGUUCUAAUUGGAUUCAAGAGUCUAGCUAAUAUCCUUUUUGCGUCUUUGGUGUGGUGUUUUAGUCGUCAAGACCCUUUUGCUGUCGUUCAGUAUGCGGUACUUACCCAGGCGUUCACGCAUGUGGACGUAUUCAACUUCAAAUUGCUUCUUACUCCUUCCUUCCCCCGCCCCUCUAGAUGGCAGUCUACGAGCCUGUUUGGUAGUGCCCCUCCGGCCAAUCUAUCAGCUGCCUGCAAUCUGGUGUGUGCAACUUCGGGCACAGGCUCCCAGCCCGUCCAGGGACUGUUCUCCUGUCCCCUCUCCGUGGACUACAAUCCGGUGUGUUGGCAGCGUCAACAGUCCACGCCGACCGCCGGUCCACCAGCGCUGUCAGCUCCCAGCCAGAUGACCUUCUUUAAUCCCUGUCUGGCAGGCUGCUCCCGGUGGCACUCUAGUGUCAACCCCGACGGCCAGACUGUUGAGGUGAGGCAGCCAUUCCACCCCUAA
This is a messenger RNA of Spirometra erinaceieuropaei, 5544 nucleotides long. The record is from the annotation of a GenBank genome assembly. Lineage: Eukaryota; Metazoa; Platyhelminthes; Cestoda; Diphyllobothriidea; Diphyllobothriidae.